This is a messenger RNA of Motacilla alba alba, 11302 nucleotides long. RefSeq names its product short-chain dehydrogenase/reductase family 16C member 6-like. Bases 521 to 1348 code for a protein of 275 amino acids. The record is from RefSeq and is a predicted model, not a curated record. The transcript is spliced from 6 exons. Lineage: Eukaryota; Metazoa; Chordata; Aves; Passeriformes; Motacillidae. Gene Ontology annotation, molecular function: oxidoreductase activity, acting on the CH-OH group of donors, NAD or NADP as acceptor. Gene Ontology annotation, cellular component: lipid droplet.
GCAGGCGGUGGGGGACAGGACAGGACAGGGUGUGCCGGCACUCGGUGGGAUCGAGGGCCGUGGGCAGCCGGGCGCUGCGGGCAGCGGUGCGUCCUGGGGAGGCGGCCUGAGGAGGGUGGUGAGCUGGUCACUGCAGCUGAACGCUGCUCGGGGGGUUUCUUACGGUGUUGAUUGGGUCCGUAGGCGCGCUGUGCCAAGUGAAAUUAAGGUUAUCCAGCAUCCCCAGGGGGCUGAGGAAUUUGCUGCUGCGCUUAGGCAGCCUUAGCUUACAGGACUGCUGAACUUUUGGGAUCGCAGAGUGCGAUCGCAACUCUUCCGGUACAAUGAGAAAAAUUCAUCCUUGCCAAACGCUGCUGAGGUGAUUGCGUGAUCAACCUUUAGUCCUUCGACUAACAAGGGUGGUGUGCCGUUCAGCUGCCAGCCUCAAUCCUGCCCCUGUGGUUCGUGAGCAGUGAUGGUGUUUGAGACCCUGUCAGGUCUGCAAGAGCCUGUCGGUGGCAUCUGAAGAAGUAGCCUGAAGAUGAACUUCUUCCUGGAAACAUUAAAAGUCACUGUACUUCUUGUUUACUACUUACUGGAGUCACUGGUGUUCUUGGUUGUUCCUGGACGGAAGAAGAAUGUUAGUGGUGAAAUCGUAUUAAUAACAGGAGCGGGAAGUGGCAUUGGAAGACACUUAGCGGUGAAAUUUGCCAGCCUUGGAGCCACGGUGGUCCUCUGGGAUAUUAAUCAAGAGGGGCUCAACUGCACAGUUAGACUGGCCAAAGAAAAAGGAGCAGGAAGAAUACACUCUUAUGUCUGUGACUGUGGCAAAAAACAGGAUAUCUACAGAGUAGCUGACCAGGUUAAAAAAGAAGUUGGUGAUGUCAGCAUCUUGAUCAACAAUGCUGGUAUUGUAAUUGGGAAGGAAUUUCUUGAUUCUCCAGAUUCACUUCUAGAAAAAACCAUGGAAGUGAACACAAUGGCACACUUCUGGACUUACAAAGCCUUCCUCCCAGCAAUGAUUGCUGCUAACCAUGGACACUUGGUUAGCAUAGCAAGCUGUGCAGGACUGUGUGGAGCCGGUCGGGCUUCAGAUUACUGUGCAAGUAAAUUUGCAGCAGUUGGUUUUGCAGAGUCAAUUGAUUUGGAGAUGAGAAUUCUGAGAAAGACUGGUGUUAAAACCACAAUUGUGUGUCCUUACGUCAUAAACACGGGAAUGUUUGAUGGUGUUAAAUCCAAGUGGCCACGUUUGAUUCCCAUUCUGGAUCCAGAGUAUGUGGCCGAGAGGAUAAUCAGUGCUGUUCGGCAGAACCAAGAAAUCUUGGUAGUACCACGCAUCGCUUAUGUUUGUCCUUUUUUGAAAAGGUAAGUUAUGUUUCUUUCCCCCUCUCUCUUUUCUGUCUGGGGAUGCUUAAAAUAUUAAAGAGGCUUCUUCUUGCUGGUUUGAAUUUUCAUUAAGUUAUGCACAUUUUUGGAAGGGUUUUGUUUGUUUUUUGUUUGUAUGAGUUCAGUCUACCCUUGGGCCACAGAACAAUGACAGAAAUUCCUAACUGUGCCUUGCUGACUCCACUGGAGUGCAAUUUUACUGGGGGCUGUAGAGACAGCCUGCUUCCCUGUAACUGCAUGUCAGAGAAUUAUUGGUUGGAAAAGACCUCUAAGAUCACUGAGUUCAAUGGUAAACCCAUCUGGUGUCUUACUCUAGCAUUUGGGCACUUUUGACUCUGUUGCAAGCCAGGUUGGAAUACUGAUCUAUCUAUAACUCAGGCUGCCAAAUGAGUGUAAAGGAUAUUUUGAGAGGACCAGUGGGUCUGUAUUAUAAAGAGUAUACUGCCUUUGCCAGUAUUAGCUAGGUUAAACUAACUGUGAUAAAAUUGCUCAACUCUUCUGAUAUCUCUUUGUUUCUUUUUGUCUUCUUCUAUGUCCCUGCCUUACAGCUUCCUACCAGUGAAAGCAACUGUUCUCCUUUUAGACUACUUUGGACUCCUUGAUUUCAUGAGUACCUUCAAAGGUCGACCAAAGAAAGAAUGAAAAAGCACAAAAUUCAGAGACCAGCAGCUCUAAAGUGGGUGUUAAAGUUAGUUAAAGGUGGUGGUGGGAAAAGUUCACUUCACUAGCAGCUGUGAACUUUGGGUGCCUCAUUUCUCAAUAGUAACAAGAUUUUUAAGAGUUGCUUUUUAACUGGCUCUUAAUCAACAGCCUUCAUCUGAACUAUUGUUUGUAGUCCAGUGGAUUGUUCUCUUUUCACCUCAUUAUGAAAAUACAUUAAUUGAAUUUAGUUGCUUUGGUUUAUAAUGCCUUAAAUGGGAUCCUGCAUCACAAACCAGUAAUUGGCAACUUUGGGGGUAAGAAAAGACCAAGAAACCACAUGUAUUUAGCAGGUAGUCGGAAAAGCCUGUAGUGGAUCUGACUUCUUGCUGCUAUUCAGAGGAACCAUGAGGAUGGUUCUGCUGGUGAACCAUGGGGCUGUACUGCUGGUGCCAUUACCAUUCCCUGUUAAGCUGAGGAAUUCAAGAAUUUCCUCAAACAACGGAUUCUAACUCUUACAAGUGAAAGCUUUGUGGGAUAAAAAUAUACACUGUGUUGGUGAAAAAACAAUUUACAUUCAUUAAUUUUUGGAGGUGUGAUCUCUCAACUCACAGAUGACAAUGGAUGUUGGGGCAGGGGUAGGGAAGCAUAUGUAGGUUAAGCAUUUGUGCUGCUAAUCUACUUUGUGCCUAAUUUAUUUUAAAAGCUAAUACUAUGACUGCAACUUUGUAACAGAAGUCUUUGUAUCUUUUAAGAACAGUAUUUUAAGAACUAUUUUAAAUUGUCAUCUCCUAAGAAGAAUAAACUUGUAUUUAUAAAGCAUGAGACUGCCAGUCUAGGUGAGACAUUCAAUGUCUCAUCAAAAGAGACAACGAACUACUAAAAGCGAGGAUGUUGUGUUGUAUAACUGGGGUUUCUCUUGGGAUUAUUUCAGAAAGGAAUGAUGUUGACAGAACUGAAUGGUAUCAUUACAGCCAUCCUUUGAGUAACAGCAUAAUGUUUGGCUUCUCUGAGUUGGGUGACAGGUUGCCUUGUGUCUACAGAGACUUGGUUUACUUUCCCUUUACUCUUAGGUCUGUCCAUUUAUUUUGAACAUAUGCUGAGGAGGCGUUGCCCUUUUUGACAGUGGAUGCUUAGAAAGCUACCUUGACUUUUUGUAAUCCAAAACCAGAAAAAGGAAGCUUAUGUGUGCAUCACUUCUGUGCAUGCUAAGUCCACUUCAUCUCACAGUUCUCUGCUAGCAAUUGGUAUAGCAAUUGAAACAGUAUGAAGAAAAGGGGGACUUUUUUAAUGGGGAGUCUUUUUCUUUCAAUGAUGGCCUAGAAAUUACCUUCAUUUCCCUUGUCUAUACAAAUAGUAAGGUUUAUUAGCAGAGAAAGGUUGACAUAGAACUACUUUACUACUGAUGAGCAAGAAACACUGAGUAAAACAAGUGUGUUAAAAAAUCACGCUUACCUUUAUGAUGGAUUGAUGAGAGCUAGAAUUCAGACUGAUGAAGAAGAGAUUUGUUUCAAUCUCCUUUCAGAUCUUCAGCUUCUCCUCAAAAUUUAUCCUUAUUUUACAGUACACCUCAGGAAACAGGAGUUAACCAAGUAAAAAAGAUUGUCUCAAUGUGCAGUCCAUACACACAUUGCAGUGUUCACAAAUUCUACCACUAAUAACUAUGUGGUGUAUCUUUUUCUACUAACAGCACAUAUUUUUCCCUUCUGGCUUUGAAGUGCUAGAUAUGCAGAGCUCUGGAGCAAAGGGGAAAAGUGAGCUCUGCAUAUGAACACUAUGAGUAUCAAACUCCAGCUCUAGUGAGAGCAAGCUUUUCAUUUUUGGUGUCUUUGUGAACACCUUCUGCUGAGGAAAAUUAGAAGCAGUAAGUUUGGCAGUAGGAUUUGGGGAUUUUCAGCAGGUUCAUAUUUGUCACAGAUCUAGGAGGAUUUUACCUGAAAAUCUUUCCAGCUAAAUACCUCUCCAUGGAAUUUUCCUACAGAAUCAGUGGAAAGGACCUGUGCUCAAUUAAGUUUUGUAUAUCUCUAAGCUUGGAAACUCUACAACCUCUCUGGGUAACUUUUCUAGUGUUUGUUCAUGCUCUGUUUAAAAACAGAUAAAUGAAAAUUAUGUGUAAAUUGAAUGUACUUUAUUUCAUGUCCUUUCAGAAGAUACAACUAAGAGUCUGUGUUUCACACCUUCCUUUUGGGUACUUAUACACAUUGGGGCUCAGCCUUUUCUCAAGACUAAGUAGUCCCAGAAAUCUCAAUCUCUUUUUGUAUGGCAGGUGCUCCAGUAUCUUAAUUAUCUUUUCAGCCCUUCACUGGACUCACUGAGUAUAUGCAAAAACUAGUUAUGAGUAUAUUCACAUCUCUUAGAGACCAAUUUCUGUACUAGACUGAGCAUGCAUAAUAUGUCAUACAGAGCUUCAGGAGAAAAUCUCUGCUUGCUAGCUGUCCUAGUAGGAGUACACAAAUAAUGGGUUUUUAUAUAAAUGUGCUGCUACCACAUUAAAUAUUGAGGUCACUGGUAAAUUCCAUCAUGUACCUGGAGGAUAACAGCCUGUUCUGUGGUGGUUUUUAUCUCGCCCAUCUCCUAUGAUGGCAUGACAGAUGUGGAGUUGUAUCCUGGAGGUCAAACAGCACACAUCCUUCCCCUGUGUUCAGGAGGUUGCUUGGAGUGAGUGUUUGGAUCUUCAACUGAGAUAUAAAUGUCGUAAGAUAAAAGAUGGCUUACUUCCAGCAUAACAAUAAUCUUGACUGAUUACUUUCCUGAUGCCAAAAAAGAGUCUUUCCUUCUGCUCUCGGCAAGAAAACUCAUGGAAGGAUCACUGUGACAGCCAAACAAGAAGAUAAAAUUUGAAAAGGAAGAGCAUUUCAUUUGUGAGAGCAUAAUGUCUGACUGCUGGACGAUAUAUCAGGCAGCUCCCACAAAAGAAUUGUUGGUUUCAUGGCCAUUGCCUGAAAUUUUAAAUAGUCUCUCCCCAAAAAUGACUGUUCCAAAUUUGACUGGGAUGGCUGCAUUAGCCUAAUAAUGAUAGUUAUGGUGAUUCAAAAGCAAUCCAUGGUAUUUUAUUGCCUGCUGUAUUUCUUUUCCAUGUGAGACCAUAUUCCUGUGGUAGCAGAAAUCUUGCUGUCCUCUAAUGCUUCAAAGCAUGGAGAACAUAGUGCCAAGAAAAAGUAACUUGAUAAAAUCCUCUGAACAAGAUUGAGAAGGAAGACAAACAAAAAACCAGCAGCUGAGAUACAAGCUUCAUUAUUAUUUUAUUAAUUUGGAAUUCAUACCCAGGAGCUAUGUGUACCUGCUUGGAAUCUGGUGUUCAUGGUGGUCUGGUUUCAUUUUAGGAAGGAGUCAAGCAGGUAUCUCUUCUCUGGUAACUUUCCUCGGGACAGUUAUCUUCCAAAGACACCAAUGUGGACUGCAUCAUUUGCUAAGCAGCUGUUCAAAGACAUAGGCUUUGUAAAAAUAAGCAUUUCAACAAAAUAACUUAGCUUCUCUCACUGAUUUUUUCUUUGCUGUGACAAUCAAGAGAAAUUAUUUUGGAUCCACAGUUACCAGAUAUUCCAGUAAAAUGCAGAAUUACUGUCUCUCGGGUGACACUUAAAAAUGUAUUGUCAAUAGCUCAGUAGGUGGGGUAGCACUACAAGCAGGGACUUUUGUCCGCUCACUGUAUGACACACAUUCUCUCUAGUGUUAGGUGUCUCCAGCUUGAUGAUAUUUUCUCUGCCUUUCAAAGCUUCCAAGCUAACAGCCUGAACUUCUGUGAGAACUUCACAGAGUCCCUGUGGCCUAUGGCUGAGGAAAACAUAGCUCUGCCUUGGGAAGAGAAGUGGAAAAAAAAAAUCACACCUUCUUCCUUUGCCCUUGGCAGUAUCACACUAGGAGGAGCACCCUCAGGAUUGCAACAGAGCUGUUCAAGACAAAGGUGUGACAAGGGCAGAAGUUCUGUGCCAAGGUGCUCUGUGUUGUUGCAUCUGCUGGGUAGUUACUGCUUGAUUUAAACUAACCUUGGUUCUUGGUACAGCUGUGUUGAGAAAUUUCACACCUUAUCCAAGGUCAGGCAUAGCUACAUCUAAGGAAACAUUGUUCUGUAGGACUUGUAGUGGAGUAGUCUUCCACAAUCCCUGCCCUGGAAGGAAGAACCCUAAGACAUACUGUUACACUUUUGCUUCUCCAUGUCUUGGGGUCCAGAGGCAGCAGCCCCGGCUUUGGCACAGAAAGAAGAGUCAACAGAGCCAGAACACAAGCAGCAGCAGCAACCCUGUCGGCACAUGGAGCUAACAAUUAAAGAGGUUCUUGCUGAACAAGUUUGGCCUGUUGGUACCACAAACUUCAUGCCUAGACGGUACCAUGGUCUAGGCUACCUGGGUGAUGGUGCAGUCCCCAUGGGCAGGUGUCUGCAUCACCUCUAUUGACUGUAUUGCUGUAAAGGCAGCUUGCUCAGAGAUUAAUGCAAGGUGGUAUGUGAUAGCUGAGGAAUCUGUUGAGCAUAUGGUCUUUAAUAAUUGUUCCCCAGAAAUGGGAAUUCUUGUUGGAAGGUUAAUAUGGAAGGUCUUCUCUAUAUUAAUUCUAGAAGACACACUUUGCAUUAUUUAUUGUCUGCAUAUUUCUGUCAUGAUAAUGAUGGUUAACCCUGAAGCACACUCACACAAUGCGCCAUGCACAGCUAAUAAAGUUAUAAAACUGAUUUGAAUCAUGCUACAGUUGUUGCAGAAUGUCCUACCUGUGUUUUGGGGAGCUUCUAACAAAUUAAGAGAAAGCUGUCAAUUCCAAGUAAUCACAUCUGGCCAGGGUGUUGUAUCCAGAAGGAGCAAAUAUCACUAGAAUAGCCAGAUGAGGUGCUUGUUUGCAGUGCUUCCUUCAGGAAGUAUGUAAUUUCUACCCUCUGGUAUUUAGUCGGUCUCUAACAGAACAUGGGAGUAAUUGAAAAUGUGCCUAGUCGAAAUUUCUGUGUUAAAAUUUCCUAAAAAAAGGAAUACCAAGUUAAUUCCACCAAAAAGAAAAUAAAAAUACUUGAAGCAGUUAGAGCCUGCUGUAGCAAUUAUCUCCACCGGCAGCAAGAGGCAGAAAUCUGUUUCCAACCUUGCUCCUGAGCCAAGGGCUUGGAAGACAGCUAUGAAACUAGUUUAUUCAACCUUUAUUUUUUCCACGUUGACAAUGAAAUGUCUGACUGCCCUCUUCCAUGCUUUUAGAUCCAGAUAAUUUUAUCUGCAAUGACAUUUAUAACAACAUUUUAGGGAUUAUGGAUUGGUCCUUGGCAUUCAGAUAAUUGAAAAAACAAAGUAUCUUUGCUUUUAAUUUGUGUGUGAUUGUAACUCUGCCUGUCUAAAUGGGUCAGGUUUUCAGCUCCCAUUCAAAGGGGAGGGAGCACUUAAAAAAAUCACUGCACAUUCAAGAAAUAAUGUCCUGACAUCUGCUUUUUCCUAGAUUUGGAAUGAGGCAGCUACAUUUGUUGGAAAAGAACUACAGUAUCCAAAGUGGAAAACCCCCUUAGAAAAGAAGACUGGAGGAGGGAUAAAAAAAGUGAGGAAUUUUAAUUCACCAGUUCAAAUGGGAAUCAAUUAAAUAUGUGGACAGUUCAAGAAAAGAGGGAGGGGUGAUAUUGGUGAUAGUGUUGAUGAGUACUUAGUUGGUAUAUGGUCUCCUUGUGGGAUGUAUCAGAAGACUUCCUUUUGGUCCACAGGAUUCUUGAAGGCUGCAUUAGUUUCUACUGUUCUGAAUUUCCUAACCUAAAUAGGGGUUAGUUUGCAUUGUGUCUCACAAACAAGGUAUUUUGUAAAAAGGAUAAGCACUUUGGAAGAGUGGAAUAUAGGAUAUAUAUAAACAUACAUACAUACAUAUAUAUAUAUGCACACUUCAUUUAUACAUAUAUGAAGUAUAAUGUUUAGAUUUUGUUUUGAUUCUGCAUGCACAGAGGUAUAAAGAGGCAGACAGGAAGGUUUCCAAGCCUAUACCCUUUUAAAAGUAUUUUCAACUAGUUUUUGCAAUUCAGUGUACUGUAGCCGGUUUGAGAUUUACAUCUGAAGCCAGGUAGUGACUUGUCUGUCAGAUUAAAUAAUCUCUUAUCACAACCAUUUUAUGGGGUAGCACCUCUGACUGCUAGGAACCUAGACUAAGGAGACAGUGGCAUGUUCACAGCAUUUAUUUUUUAUUCAACCAGCCACAAGCCUAGCCAUUUUGACAUUAUUUUUCAGAACAUGGCAUGGAAACAAUGGACUUUUCACAUCCACAAGAAGUGCUGUUGCAUUAUUUCCAGUGUGAAGGCCUGUUGUGUAUUAUUCUCUUAUAUAUAUAUAUGCUUUUUUGUUUUGUUGUAUUACAGCAGAAAAAGCCACAAAGACAUACCAGGAAUAUCUACCCAUGUUCUCCACCUGAGUUAUAGAUUGAUUUGUUUGGUGGUUUUUUUGUUGAUUUUUUUUUUUUUAAUUUUUAAUAGUGUUGUCUUAAAAUCCAGAAAGUAGCAGUAGAAGUCCAAGGAGAUCAAGAGAGCAAGCUAAGGGAUAAGUUCAGGGUUCACACCAAUUCUUUUCCUGAGGGUUUUGAAGGAGAAAGAAUAGUGCAAUAAAUUAUGCCUUUGCAACCAAAUACAAAUUAUCGUAACUAUGUUGAAGGAUGGGAUCUUGCCCCUUUGAAAUCCAGAGAUCACCCCCAAGGAAAUCUACAAUGUCCAUUCUUACAUUCCUGCAUGUAAACCAUUAGAGCUUCUGUAGUGGCUAAUGAAAUUCAGGAUUCAUUUGGGUUUCACCCCUGUGUAUUCCAUUAAACCUGUUUUGGGAGACAUUCUGCCACAGGACUGGUCUCCAGAUUUUAUACACCUGCUAAUAUUUUUUAGGAUAUUUUCAUAUCAAUAGAUGCAUUAAUCUUGUAAACUGUAAACCAAAUAUAAUCUGAAUAAAGAAUUACUUGAAUUGAGGAAGGGACUUAGAAAAUGUGUUGACUAAAAUAGUAUUUUCCUUUCUGGGGUCAAAGAGUGCUAAAAGCUUGUGUUUUUUCCUAAAUGGGGAAGUAAGUAUCCUUUUUCUUUCCCCACUGUAAGCAGGCAAGAAUUUUUUCCUUUUUUUUGGGAUGCAUUGAUAAUAUCCACUAAUUAGGGGCAGAAUGGCCCUGCAUCUUUCAUCAAGCACAUAGUCAGGGCACUGCAUCAGUAGUGACUUAAUAGCACUUCAAGAUUUCUGGAAAUUCCUUGGCUUUCAUCCUAUUGCCACUCCCUAGCUGGACUGUAAUGAGACUUGGAUGGAAAAUUUUAAGAACCUUUGUAUUUUGCCUGCAUGGGGAAAGGACUGCUAUAAAUUGACUACUGUUACCUUGGAUAUUUUUAGAGAUUAGCAAAAUUGAUUGGUUGUAACUGGACUAUAGUCUCUUAAAGUAAUUGUCUCUUAACAAAAGUAAUUGUCUUAGAAGAAAAAGAUAAAUACCUAUAAACUUGCACACACAUAUGUUAUGCUUAACUUUAGAUUACAGUUAACAUAAUGGUAGAUAGCUUCAGUGGUAUGGAGAAUUCCAACAUUAAAGUGGCUGAUGGUUUGAAAAGAAAUUUAGGUAGAAAGACAAAACAAAGGCAAAUCACAGUCAGUACAAUGCUGAUAAUAAUUGUUUGUAUUUAAGGUUUGUGUAUGCUGUGAUGCAACUAAGCACACACAACUUAGCAAUGGCUUUCCACUGAGGCUGAAAUGGGAUUAGAGUAGGCAGCACUUGGAGAGGUGUGUGCACCCUUGCAUUUGCUUUUCUGCAUAUGUAUGGAUAUUUGCAUUCUGCAUGAGGUGAUGUUUUGGAUCACUAGUUCUGUGUGUAAGAACCUCAAGUCGCACCAAGUUCAAUGUCUGCUAUUCCAGACAAUAGACUAUUUUUUAAUAUUACUAAUGUGGAAUACUCAUGGGAAAAUACGUGACGGAAUGCCUUUGAGUGAAUCCCCUAUCUGUUUUUCAAACGACAUUCUUGUUAUAAGACUAGUUUGAAGGCUUAUUCAGAGAUUAUAUGAAACCUGGCUUAUAUUGGGAUUCUGCCACAUCCUUGGAUCUUCCCCCACAAAAAUGUUGAUCACAUCAGACUUGUUCCAAAGAUAAGAAUUGAUAGAAAUAGGCUUGUUUGUUUACCUUGGUCCUGCAGGUGAUGAACCCUCUGACUUUGGCACAAUGAGAAGUUACACAGAUAUGUAACUUCAGAUAAUCCUUUUUGGCUCUGUUUUCUCCACCCUACGUGACAGGGAAUUUAACUAUCAUUGUGCAGUCGUUGGUUUGAAAGAGGGUUUUGGCUCAGAAGAUGCUGACAAAGAUGAUGAUCCGAAAUAGCUGUUGGGAAAGAGUGACCGGGAUAACCAGCUGAACAGGAGCCAUGACACUGCUGUUCUCCACAUGCUGGUUCUUCCUUAGGGCCACAAGAGAGGCUUGGGGAUGAUCUCCUCACAAUGUCUGCUCAUCAGCAGGGGCAGUUAGUGCUAGUGUUGCUAAGAACAGGCUGCUGGCACGUACACUACUAUACACUGUACACUACUACUCUGCCUGUACGGGCUGGGGCAGAGUGGCCAGAAAGCAGCCUGGUGGCAAACCAGGUGGAGGUGCUGGGCACCAGCAUCUCACCAUGAGCCAGUGUGUGCCCAGGUGGCCAAGAAGGCCAGUGGCAUCCUGGCCUGUAUCAGCAAUAGUGUGGCCAGCAGGACCAGGGCAGUGAUUGUCCCCCUGUACCCAGCCCUGGUGAGGCCACACCUUGAGUCCUGUGUUCCGUUCUCAGCUCCUCAGAUCAGGAGGAACAUUUUGGUUCUGGAGCAUUUUCAGAACAACAGAGAAAGGCAACAAAGCCAGUGAAGGGUCUGGAGCACAACUCUGAUGAGGAGUGGCUGAGGGAGCUGGGGCUGUUUAGCCUGCAGCAAAGGAGGCUCUGGUGGGGCCUUAUCACUCUCUGCAAUUACCUGAAAGGAGCAAGGUGGGGGGUUGGCCCCUUCUCCCAGGUAACACAUGUCAGGAUGAGAGCACAUAGCUGUAAGCUGUGCCAGGGGAGGUUCGGGCUGAACAUCAGGAGGAACUUUUUCAUAGAAAGGGUUGUUAAGCAUUGAAUGCCCAGGGAGGGGAUAGAGUCACCAUCCCUGGCAGUGUUUAAAGAAACACUGGAUGUGAUAGUACCAUGGUCUAGUUGACAUGGUGGUGUUUGGUCAUAGCUUGGAUUCAAUGACCUCAGAGGUCUUUUCCAAGCUAAAAGAUUCUGUGAUUCUUUGACUAUUAAGGUGAAGAAGAUACCAACACUGAAUAGUCAAAAAGACACAUUGAUCACAUAAGUUAAAAAUUAUUGUAAUAAACUAAAAUUGGUUUGUAUCUCUCAAACAGUC